This is a messenger RNA of Rosa rugosa (rugosa rose), 2047 nucleotides long. RefSeq lists its product as uncharacterized. The transcript is spliced from 4 exons. Lineage: Eukaryota; Viridiplantae; Streptophyta; Magnoliopsida; Rosales; Rosaceae. The record is from RefSeq and is a predicted model, not a curated record. Bases 138 to 863 code for a protein of 241 amino acids.
GCCAUAACAAAUUGAAUUGAAAUUAGGCGCAACCUACCUACCUGAAUUCUUAGCCUUCCAUCUCCUUACUAAGUAUACGUUAUAUAUUGGAAUUCAUCUCCUCCAUGAAAACUCAGCACAUCAAUCACUCUACAUAAAUGGCAAAAAGAGAGUAUUUUUGGGGAAUUUACAAAUUCCGUAGCAUUCUUGGAACAACUCUUCAUCGCAAUAGAGCAUCCUGCACUACCUACUUGUCUAAUGGUUGUCAAGGACAUGAGGUUUCUGCUCCGACGGCAGUAUCAAAUAUGUUUGGGCAUCGUGGUUAUUCGGCGAAUAAUCCCUUAGGCUUGCGGUUAUUUAGCAGCACCAACAACAAACCAUGGACAAAACUAGAGCAACCACUGCCUGCUACAACUUCUUCUAGGCACACCAUUUCUAAUUGGGUAAGAUGGAUUUUGGGCUCCCUUUUGUCAAUUUUGAUUCCUGUUUGGACGCACAAGUACUGGGGAAAUCUACAAAAGAUUGAAGUGGGAAACUAUGGAUGGAUGGGUGUAGGGGAGGCAGAGGUGGUGAUGGAAGAGGUUGACAAUGUAGCAAAAGUCGUAGAAAGAGUGGCAACUGUGGCUGAGAAGGUGUCAGCUGAUGUAGCUGAUAAACUUCCAACUAAUCAUACAAGACUAAAAGAAAUUGCUUUGCUGAUUGAACGAGUAUCCGAACUGGCUGCUCAAGAUGCUCAACUAACACAAGAUUUUAUUCACAAGGUGGAUGCACUGAAGCAAGACCUGGGAGACUUAAAGACACUGGUGGAGCCAGUUGUUGAUAAAAUAGAAAACUAUGAAUUUCAUGGAAACUACUCUCCAGUUUCUACAAAAGAACAAAAUUAAAGGAAACGUCGUAUAUAUAUGCAUGCUAGCUACUAUACUUACAAUUCCAUCUAUUGUAGUUGUACUAUGUCGACUUGCAUGGCAAUUUAAUAACAUGUGUCUUUACAACUUUUGCAAGUCCGCUAUUUUCCAUUAACAACCCUUCACUUACCUACCCUUUCUCCUGAUCUCUCAAUCUUUUUCCGUUUUGGCCAGAAUAGAAUUUGCGUUUCUUGGUUAGUUAGUUUGGAAAUAUUAUGUAUCUGGGGAAUCAAUGAUCCAGCAUUCCAGGUAAUUAGUUGUGUUUGUUUUCACAUAAGGAAUGCAUUUGGGAUUCAGUUCAGAUUUCACACAUGGCAUAGCAAUUGCCCACAAGGAACCAAGUUUUAGUUAGUUUAUAUUGAAAUCCAAUUAGCCUUUGUCUAUAAGAAUAACCAUUUUAAUUAAAAUUCGCCUUUGCAUCUACCAUUGAACUGGUAUUCCCAUACAUAUAUGUCCACUCUUACUCGAAGCACAAUGAACUAGCAUGGUAUUGCAUUCACCUUAAUCAUCUCAGCAUAACCUGGGAAUCAAAUGCUAUCAACACUCACAUAACCAUUUUACAAGAGGUAAAAAUCACAGAAAACAUAGAUCAACAUCCAUCUAAAUCAUCCCCACUCUUUCAUGUUAGGCAUUUUACUUGUACACGUGUUCUUCAAGCACAUUCUACUUGUGUUAUUCAAAGCUACUUGUGUUCUUCCAUGUUGCUACCACAAGAAUUUGCAUUAGUUCUGUCAAUUGAGAAGCAAAAUUGGUAAGUAACAGAAUGCCAUAUUCAAGUGAUCGUGUUUGCAGCUGCAGAAGAUGGAAUCCAUGCCGGUAAUUGCUGAAGGUAAGCCAAUGUAUGUUGUCGAGCUAGUGUGCAUAUGAUUGUGAGCAUGAAUAUAUGGUUUUUACAAUCAUCACCAUGAAUAAAACCUUUUCAAAUAUCUCUUUUAAUCAUAUAUUGAGAGAAGCUAAGUUCUUGAUAGAUGUAGUUGCAAAAAGGGGUCAAUCCUUGCAAGACGAUUGAUUAAGGGAGGGAGUAUGGUAACAGACUAACAGCUUUACUAGCGUUUAAUUUUGAUUUAUAUAGUUACGGAUGCCCAAAAAACUUUUGUAUUUAGUGUUUUGUAAUAAUCCUUUUCUUAUAUAUAUAUAAAAAAAAAACAAAAAGAUUAUACUUU